AUGGCAACCCCAUCGUCAAUCCUAAAAACCCACGCCAUAAACCUAGAGCCUUACGAAACCCUCUACAAACACUUUCACGCCAACCCCGAACUCUCCCUCCAAGAAUCCUCCACCGCUCAAAAAAUAGCAACUCACCUCUCCACCCUAUCCAGCUAUGAAAUCCACACAGGCAUAGGCGGCCACGGCGUCGUCGGCGUCCUAAAAAACGGUCCUGGAAAAACAAUCCUCCUCCGCGCAGACAUAGAUGCCCUCCCAGUAAAAGAACUCACCAACCUCCCCUACUCCAGCAAAAAAACCAUGGUCUCCAGUAGCACCGGACUCGAAACCCCCGUCAUGCACGCCUGCGGACACGACAUGCACAUAACCUGCCUCCUAGCCGCAGCCGAGACACUAGCAAAAACGCAAGAACACUGGAGCGGGACUCUGAUUAUUCUCUUCCAACCAGACGAAGAACGCGGCGGAGGCGCCCAAGCAAUGGUUGACGAUGGCCUGUACUCGAAAGUCCCCAAACCGGAUUACUGUUUCGGGCAACACGUUAUGCGGCUGCGGGCGGGGAGUAUUGGGCUCAGACCCGGUGUGCUUAUGGCAGCUGCUGAUAGUAUGAAGAUUACAGUGUUUGGGCGUGGAGGACAUGGGUCCCUUCCUCAUCAGACGGUUGAUCCGGUGCUUCUUGCGGCGCAUAUUGUCGUGCGGUUGCAGGGGAUAGUGAGUCGGGAAAUCGAUCCUAGUGAUCUGGGUGUUCUUACGGUUGGAAGUUUGGCGGCGGGGCAGACGGAGAAUAUUAUUGCGGAUCGGGCGGAGAUAGGGAUUGAUUUUCGGACUGUGAAGGUUGAGACUAGGGAGAAGAUUGUGGAGGCUGUGAAGAGGAUCGUGGAGGCGGAGUGUUUGGCUAGUGGGUCGCCGAGACGGCCUGUUUUUGUGCCUACGAGGAGGUUUCCGGCGACGGUGAAUGAUGUGGAUGUUACGGGGAGGUUGGGGGAGGCAUUUGGAGGGUAUUUCGAGGAUUUUGAUGGUGAUACGCCGAGGACGAAUGUUAGUGAGGAUUUUUCGAUUCUUGGGACUUCCUUGGGGGUUCCUUGUGGGUUUUGGUUUCUUGGAGGUAUUGAUCAGGGGCUUUGGGAUAGGGUUCAUUUGGAGGGUUCGGGGGAGGAGAUUGCUGGGAAUCAUUCGGCACUUUUUGCUCCUGUUAUUCAGCCGACUAUGAGGGCAGGCGUGGAUGCGUUGUGUCUUGCGGCUUUGACUUUUUUGCAAUAG
Messenger RNA from Penicillium odoratum, 1254 nucleotides. RefSeq names its product amidohydrolase. NCBI's taxonomy places the organism in Eukaryota, Fungi, Ascomycota, Eurotiomycetes, Eurotiales, Aspergillaceae. The transcript has a single exon. The coding region runs from base 1 to 1254 and encodes 417 amino acids. Gene Ontology annotation, molecular function: hydrolase activity. The record is from RefSeq and is a predicted model, not a curated record.